Messenger RNA from Rotaria sp. Silwood2, 231 nucleotides. NCBI's taxonomy places the organism in Eukaryota, Metazoa, Rotifera, Eurotatoria, Philodinida, Philodinidae. The record is from the annotation of a GenBank genome assembly.
AUGUUACGUAAAAGUCAUUUAAGAGGUAAAAUUCAACAUCGUGUACCUGAAUUUGAAAUAAUUGAUAAUGAUGAAAUAACAAGUAUUGGAAGAAUUUAUCCAUUUUCAACUGAUCUUGAACGAACUGAAUAUGGAAAAGCUGUAGCUAUGAAGAUUCCACAUAAUAUGAAAGCUGAAACAAAGGCAGUAUUAUUAAUGGCAACACUCAUAAAUAAAUCACGGCUCGUGUAA